Messenger RNA from Linum tenue, 2561 nucleotides. The record is from the annotation of a GenBank genome assembly. Lineage: Eukaryota; Viridiplantae; Streptophyta; Magnoliopsida; Malpighiales; Linaceae.
CCCAAAGCAAAAGUAGUAAAAUACCAAAAAUCUCUUUCUUCUUCGCGCAACCAUCCCACCAACACACCAGGCAGCUUAGCUGUUUCCACCCACUCGCUCCUUCUAUCUCUCCGCGCCGACACGCGCACAAUCCUCCCCUACCCUUUCUUCUUCAUUCCUCCUCCUCCUCCUAGAUCCACUCGCCUCAGUCUCUCCCCUUACCCGAGUUCAUUCAACCGCAACCCGAGUCAAGCACUGAUCAGCUCACCACACUCGCUCCGACCUCCCUUUCUCGUCUCUACUCAGCUCUCUCCGGCGCGAUCGGACGAGCUCUGCGCUGUGGCCGAAUUGUGUGAAAAGGGUUUUGUUUGUGUCCGCGACUCAGUGUCGUAACUGAGUCGGGCAUCGGGGGGGUUCUCGGAAAGGAUGGGUUUAUGACGGAGUUGUACCCGUGUGGGGGGAUUAGGGUUUGGAUUCUGCGACAUUACUAGUACGGACGGUGGUGUUGGGUUAGUGUGGGGAUACUGCCAUGGCGACGGCCGUGGCGAGCUGGAGGGACUCCUACAAGGGGAUGUCGUCCGACAAUAUCAAGGGUUUGGUUUUGGCGCUGUCUUCCAGCUUCUUUAUUGGUGCUAGCUUCAUUGUCAAGAAGAAAGGGUUGAAGAAGGCUGGUGCCUCGGGCGUCAGGGCAGGAAGUGGGGGCUAUUCUUACCUGUACGAACCUCUAUGGUGGAUCGGCAUGAUAACAAUGAUUGUUGGGGAAAUAGCUAAUUUUGCGGCUUACGCGUUUGCACCUGCUAUACUGGUUACUCCACUUGGUGCUCUCAGCAUCAUCAUCAGGCAUGAUAUACCAUCUUCCUGUAUCUUAAGUUUUGCAUUUCCAGCAUUGGUUCUGAUGAUUUCCUGUUUCUGCAGUGCUGUUCUUGCACACAUUAUUUUAAGAGAGAGGCUUCAUAUUUUCGGCGUUCUUGGUUGUGCACUUUGUGUUGUGGGUUCCAUAACCAUCGUCCUGCAUGCUCCCCAAGAACGCGAAAUCGAAUCUGUGAUAGAAGUCUGGAAUCUGGCUACAGAGCCUGCUUUUCUGUUCUACGCAGCCUUGGUUAUAACUGCCGUGUUUGUACUUAUAUUCCACUUCGUCCCUGACUACGGCCAGACACAUAUUAUGGUGUACAUAGGAAUAUGCUCUCUUGUUGGUUCUCUGUCGGUCAUGAGUGUUAAAGCAAUUGGGAUUGCGUUAAAGUUGACACUAUCAGGAAUGAAUCAACUUAUCUAUCCCCAAACCUGGGCCUUCACAAUGGUGGUCAUUACUUGUGUGCUUACGCAGAUGAACUAUUUGAACAAGGCACUUGAUACCUUCAAUACUGCCGUUGUAUCCCCCAUCUACUAUGUAAUGUUCACAUCACUAACCAUUUUGGCGAGUGUGAUUAUGUUCAAGGAUUGGGAUAGGCAAAGUCCAACCCAGAUAGUGACGGAGAUGUGUGGGUUUGUGACCAUCUUAUCAGGCACAUUUCUUCUCCACAAAACCAAGGAUAUGGCUGACGCAGGUUCAGCAGCACUCCCUGUCAGAAUACCGAAGCAUUCAGAAGAGGAUGGGUAUGAAGGCGAAGGAAUCCCUCUCAAGCGCCAGGAUGGAAUGCGAUCGGCUUCCCAUUAGGAGACAUAUGUUGAGUUGCUCCUUCAUUUUGCACAACAAUCGCUGCUGAUGGCAAUGCUGUUUAUCUAGGGCAGGACCAGCUCUCUGACUCCUCGAGAUCAUCUCGCACUUCACAGAUAUGACAUGGUUGGUGAACGGAAAGCAAGACUCUACUUUUGGCUUUCUAAGUGUACACACUAUACACCGUCCAGAGUUCAAGCACUUUCGUCCCACGUAGGAGCAAGAAAGAUAGAGAAGUGGAAUUGGGCGAUUGUAAUUUUUGAGCGAUGCUUGCUUGUUAUAUAGUGUAAUUUUUUCACCAAUUAUACAGUUGAGUUCUUGAUCAGCACCCUUUUUCCGCUAAUCACCUAUGGCAUUCCACCAUAUUCAUAUUCUAUGCAAAACACAGCAUGAGCUCACAACUACAACGCUGCCUCUACAAACAUGUAUGGUGGCUGUAUCAUUUUUCAGGUUCGCCACAGCUAAUCCUCGCACCCAAGUUUGAGCUUUAACAGGGUAUUCUAUACUAACUGGCUGAGUUUUACUAUCGACCAUAAAUGGAUGAUCAUCUGGAAACUGUAUGCUUUAUCCAAAUACUUCAGCUUUCAUUUCUUGGUUAUUUGCUUCAGAAGGGCAGACACAGAAGCACAAUGCGUCGACUUGCUCUCACACUUCUCACAGCAUGAUUGCAGGUUUUCUAUAAAUUUCUGACACCUCUGAGGGAGGAAGUUAUUCUUGGAGAGACAAGCUUGAAUAUCGCAGGCUUCUUUCUUGCACGGCUCUAGAACGGGUUUGGCCAUCUUCCUCCCCGCUUUAUCUUUCUCUCUCUCUCAAAACUUUCCUCUGUUCACUAUAUUUUGCUUCGAGUUCAAUCAACAGAUUGCUGAACAAUCGCUGAUUCCUUCCUUCUCCUCCACAGCUGUAUUAUAUUCCCAGGAAGGAAUCAAAC